AUGGUUGCAUUAAACCCCAAUAAGUAUGGGCAAAAUUUAGGAGUGGAACCUCAAAAAUUUCAAGAUGAAUCAGAUCAGGCUAGCACAUCGUCAGCGUCGCCGUUGACGGGAGAGCCGUAUAGUAUCGGACCUGAUGAUUUGGCAGAAUUGCAUGAUCCCAAGUCGAUGAAGAAGCUUUAUGAAUUAGGAGGUAUAGAUAGCUUGAGUGCCAACUUUACUACGAGCAUAAAGGGAGGCAUUAAUGAUGAAGACCAGCAUGAUAUGAAGAAGAGAAUGGAAUAUUAUGGAAAGAAUAAGUUACCAACGAAAGUUCGUAAAAAUUUCUUUGAGUUAUGUUUUGAUGCGUUGAAAGAUAAAGUUUUGAUCUUGUUGUCUGUGGCAGCGGUGAUCUCUUUAGCGUUAGGGCUCUACGAGACUUUUGGACAAGGUGUUAUGUACGAUGACGAAGGAAAUGCAUUACCUAAGGUCGAUUGGGUCGAAGGGGUCGCCAUCAUGGUAGCGGUUGCCAUCGUUGUUCUCGUUGGAGCUGCGAAUGACUUCCAAAAAGAACGUCAAUUUGCAAAAUUGAACGCUAAGAAAGAAGAUCGUGAACUAAUUGUUAUACGAAAUGGUUCGCAGAAGAUGAUUUCUAUUUACGAUUUAAUGGUGGGUGAUAUCACAAACUUACAGACGGGGGACGUAUUACCGGCGGAUGCAAUUUUAAUCAGCGGAGAGGUUGAGUGUGACGAAUCUGCAUUGACAGGUGAAGCCAAAACCAUUAGGAAGUCUCCUGCAGAGGAAGCAAUGCAAUUUUACGAGAGUCAAUUACCAACUAAUGAAGAUAUUGGAUCUAGUAGCAUUAAGUUCGAAGAUCCUUUCUUAAUAUCUGGAGCUAAGGUCUUGUCUGGUUUGGGUAAUGCCAUGGUUACUGCAGUGGGCCCUAAUUCUAUUCAUGGAAGGACUAUGGCAAGUUUAAAUCACGAAAAUGAAACAACCCCAUUACAAUUAAGAUUAGAUAAUUUAGCAGAAGGAAUUUCGAAGUAUGGAUUUUUGGCAGCCUUAGUGUUGUUCAUCGUAUUGUUUAUUAGAUACUGCGUUAAUAUUGCACCUGGAGGAAAAUUCAAUUUGUUGAAAAGUGCAGAGAAAGGUAAAAAAUUCGUGGAUAUAUUAAUUACUGCUAUUACUAUUGUGGUAGUUGCUGUUCCAGAAGGAUUACCAUUAGCGGUUACCUUAGCCUUAGCUUUUGCGAGUACUAGAAUGGCACAAAACGGUAACCUAGUAAGAGUGUUGAAAUCAUGCGAAACUAUGGGCGGAGCAACCGCUGUUUGUUCAGAUAAGACUGGUACUUUAACUGAGAACAGAAUGAGGGUUGUGAAGGGUUUCUUCGGGAACCAAGAAUUUGAUGAUACUGUUGGAAGCGAUGGCCCAAGGUCACUGGACAUGUUUUCGCAAAUGUUAGAUAAUUUGAAAGUUUUCUACUGUACCAAUGUGGCUAUUAACUCGACAUGCUUUGUGAAUCUGGAAUAUGAUGAAGAGAAAGCUAAAUUAGCGAAACAGAAGCCAAAGAGGCAAUCGCUCAUUAAGCAUUUACUCACAAACUCGAAUGAUCGUCAAAAGAGACAAGUAGAAUUUAGUCAAAACAAUGAGCCAUAUUUAGGUAAUAAGACUGAAAGUGCAAUGUUGAUCUUGGCUGAUGAAAAAUUGAAUUUGUUUGGUAAGAGAUCAUUAGAACAACAAAGACAAGAUAGUCUGCUGGAUGUUGUCCAAGUACUUCCAUUUGAAAGUUCUAGAAAAUGGUCAGGAGUUGUUAUGAAAAUUGAAAAUGGCUUUAGAUUUUAUUGCAAGGGUGCGGCAGAAAUUAUUUUCAAGAACUGUGGUUAUCAGUUUGAUCUGAAUGGUGAUAUCAUAAGAAUGGAUAGGAACUUACGUGAUGCUGCAUUAACAAAAAUAGAUCAAUAUGCUAAUGAUGCUUUAAGAGCAAUUGCUUCAUGUCACAGAGAUUUUGUGGGUAUCAGUAGCUGGCCACCUCAAGAAUUAGUCAAAGAUAUUAAGUCAGAAGCCGAUGCCGAAUUAUUGAUUAAUGUAAGUGGUAAUUUGGAAGAUGACAGAAAAAUGAUGAUUAUGGACAGUAUUGUUGGCAUUCAGGAUCCAUUAAAAGAAGGUGUUCCAGAAUCGGUUCUUCGUUGUAAACAAGCAGGAGUUUCUGUUAGAAUGGUAACAGGUGAUAAUCUUAUUACGGCAAAGGCAAUAUCUAAAAGUUGUAACAUUUUAACAUCCGAGGAUUUGUCGAACGAGUACGCAUUUAUGGAGGGGCCAGCUUUCCGUAAGUUAUCCGCUCAGGAGCGUGAUAAAGUUGCACCAAAAUUAAGAGUCUUGGCAAGAUCUUCGCCAGAAGACAAGAGAAUAUUGGUUGAAACAUUGCGUUCUCAGGGUGAGGUUGUCGCUGUAACGGGUGAUGGUACAAACGAUGCACCUGCUUUGAAAUUAGCUGAUGUUGGGUUCUCGAUGGGUAUUUCUGGUACAGAGGUUGCAAGGGAAGCUUCUGACAUUAUUUUAAUGACUGAUGAUUUUACGGAUAUAGUACAAGCUAUUAAAUGGGGUAGAACUGUUGCGUCAUCUAUCAAGAAGUUCAUUCAAUUUCAAUUAACGGUUAAUAUAACAGCUUGUUUGUUAACUUUUGUAUCCGCAGUUGCAUCUUCCGAAAAUAAGUCAGUAUUGACCGCAGUUCAAUUAUUAUGGGUUAAUUUGAUUAUGGAUACUUUAGCCGCUUUAGCUUUAGCUACUGAUAAGCCCGAUGAAUCAUCUUUGAGAAAAAAGCCUGCGGGAAGACAUACUCCAUUAAUUUCGGUUUCUAUGUGGAAAAUGAUUCUUGGUCAAUCAACGACUCAGUUGAUUGUCACAUUCGUUUUGCAUUUUGCCGGUAAAUCAAUCUUUUUUGGAUCAAGGCCUGCAACGAACCAUGAAAACCAACAAUUAGAUGCUAUGACAUUCAAUGCGUUUGUUUGGUUGCAAUUCUGGAAAUUGAUUGUGACUAGAAAAUUAGACGAAGCUGAUGGUGUAAGCAAGGUGAGGGAUAGGCUUACCAGAGACAAUUUAGACUUCACGCAACAUUUAUUCAGAAACUGGUAUUUCAUUGGCAUUGCUGCAAUUAUUGGAGGAGCCCAAGUAUUAAUUAUGUUCGUGGGUGGUGCUGCGUUUAGUAUUACUAGACAGACACCAGCGAUGUGGGGCACUGCAUUGAUUUGCGGUUUCCUUUCGAUACCGGCCGGUUUGAUCUUAAGAAUAAUUCCUAAUGAAUGGGUAGUAGCAAUAUUCCCAACCAAGGCAUUUAAUAUAUUCAUUUAUUAUGCUGGAUUCAAGUUUUUAAGAUCUAAGAAAAAAGCAAAAAGUGGCGUCAAUGAUGAUCUAGAAAGGUUUUCUUCAUCAGAUAAGGAUUAA
Messenger RNA from Debaryomyces hansenii CBS767, 3417 nucleotides. It is a transcript of the gene PMC1, whose product is annotated as calcium-transporting ATPase. NCBI's taxonomy places the organism in Eukaryota, Fungi, Ascomycota, Pichiomycetes, Serinales, Debaryomycetaceae. Gene Ontology annotation, cellular component: membrane; intracellular membrane-bounded organelle. The coding region runs from base 1 to 3417 and encodes 1138 amino acids. The record is from RefSeq and is a predicted model, not a curated record. Gene Ontology annotation, molecular function: ATP binding; ATP hydrolysis activity; P-type calcium transporter activity. Gene Ontology annotation, biological process: intracellular calcium ion homeostasis. The transcript has a single exon.